GCACGACCCAUUGUAGUUCCCUGUUGCCGUUUGCUUUCGAGCCGUGAUAAGAAUUUCUAGACCUUUCUUCCGUUUCGAUAUUUUUCUCACUAAAAUUCAAACGGCCUAAUCCAAACUGCCUAAUCCCAAACUAUAACAAUCACCUCCAUCAUCAUCAAACAACCGCACAUCUCGACGCAUAACUCAAUCACUAUCACCACUACUCUCAUCAUCUUUCACGAUGUCUACUGCUUUCGUUCAACGUCCGGCUCCGGCCUUCACUGCCACCACCGUCUUCCCUGGCGGUGAGUUCAAGGACAUCUCGUUGUCCGACUACCUUGGUCAAUGGUGAGUUUUUUCCUCCUUCCCCCUCCCUCGCCGACAUCGCUCAUCCCUCCUCAUUUUCGUUUCGUCUCCAUUUGUACGAUUUUGAAGCAUGUCGAAUGUGUCAAACUGACCAUCGCCAACAGGGUUGUCCUCCUUUUCUACCCCAUGGACUUCACCUUCGUAUGCCCGACCGAGAUCAUCCAGUACAACGACUCCCUACCUCGUUUCCGCUCCAUCAACACCACCGUCCUCGGUGUCUCCACCGACUCUCACUUCACCCAUCUAGCCUGGACCGAGAAGCCUCGCAAGCAGGGUGGCCUUGGCUCCGACUUGCAGCUUCCUCUCGUCGCCGACAAGUCCCACAAGAUCUCUCGCAGCUACGGCGUCCUCAUCGAGGAUGAAGGUGUUGCCCUCCGCGGUCUCUUCAUCAUCGACCCCAAGGGUAUCCUCCGCCAGAUCACCGUCAACGACCUGCCCGUCGGCCGCGACGUCGAGGAGACGAUCCGUCUCGUCCAAGCUUUCCAGUUCACCGACGAGCACGGCGAAGUCUGCCCCGCCGGAUGGCAGAACGGCAGCAAGGGAAUGAAGGCCGACCCUAAGGGAAGCCUGGAAUACUUCUCUACCACGGGUGAGAAUGGCAACGCCAACGGAAAUGGUGAGUCUAAGAAGCGAGCCAGAGUGGAGUAGGGGAUGCAAGCCACCUGUUGGGGAAAAAUUGGAGAAGUUUAUGGCCGCUGACGUCAAGUAGGCGGUAUUGCUGUACGUUAGGUUUUCUGAGGUUUCUGAGCAUCGGGCUACGGCCCUGCCUUAAUAUUAUUAGACGGAGAAUUGCAGAUUGCUAUUCAUAUGGGAAUGCUUCACGAAUUGACACGAUCUUUUCUGUCUGGGGAUAUUGAGACGUCUGUCCAAUCAGCUCGGUACGAUGCGAUAGGUAGCCGUGCCUCAAUAUUUCAAGAUUAAUUCCGAGAUCUCCAACUCGGCCUCACAUCUGCCGAGCCGUUCCAGCUCGUCGGGACCCAAACGGUCAUCUCUCUCUGUACCGUACUUUGGUAUGUGGUCAACUCCUACAACCCUACCUACAUGAUACCCAUCGCCCUAUCGUGAAAAUGUGAUAGCAUGAUUCCCAAAGCACCCAAUUUCGCACAUUAUGCACAAUUGCCCAUGUCUCCCCGGAUACCCAAUGCCAAGAUUAGAAUACAUCCUCAGGGGUGAAACCAUGCGGGGAAAUUCGUUGGAGGUGCGGAGGAGAUGCGCCACUUGAAAAGGGAAAGAGAUUACGAGAGGAUGACUGAAUAAUCCCAUUCAAUUGAACAUCAUUCUUUCCUUUCUCC
Molecule: messenger RNA, 1637 nt
Organism: Annulohypoxylon truncatum
Lineage: Eukaryota; Fungi; Ascomycota; Sordariomycetes; Xylariales; Hypoxylaceae
Product: AhpC/TSA family protein
Exons: 1
Coding region: 325-993 (222 amino acids)
Biological process (GO): response to oxidative stress; cell redox homeostasis; cellular response to stress
Cellular component (GO): cytosol
Molecular function (GO): thioredoxin peroxidase activity
Source: RefSeq, a predicted model, not a curated record